Molecule: messenger RNA, 1866 nt
Organism: Bombyx mandarina (wild silkworm)
Lineage: Eukaryota; Metazoa; Arthropoda; Insecta; Lepidoptera; Bombycidae
Gene: Arf79F
Product: ADP-ribosylation factor 1
Molecular function (GO): GTPase activity; GTP binding
Source: RefSeq, a predicted model, not a curated record
AUGGGGAAUAUGUUUGCGAAUUUAUUUAAAGGCCUUUUUGGCAAAAAGGAAAUGAGAAUAUUGAUGGUUGGUUUGGAUGCAGCUGGUAAAACCACAAUUCUGUACAAACUCAAAUUAGGUGAAAUUGUAACAACAAUUCCCACUAUUGGCUUUAAUGUGGAGACAGUAGAAUACAAAAACAUUAGUUUUACUGUGUGGGAUGUUGGAGGCCAAGACAAAAUCAGACCACUGUGGAGGCAUUAUUUCCAAAAUACACAGGGUCUAAUCUUCGUAGUAGACAGUAACGAUCGGGAACGUAUCGGCGAGGCACGCGAAGAGCUCAUGAGGAUGCUCAGCGAAGAUGAACUACGGGAUGCAGUACUUUUGAUCUUUGCGAAUAAACAGGAUCUGCCAAACGCAAUGAACGCAGCCGAGAUAACAGACAAACUGGGUCUGCAUUCGCUGCGCAACCGUAACUGGUACAUCCAAGCGACAUGCGCCACUUCCGGAGACGGACUGUACGAGGGUCUCGACUGGCUCUCCAAUCAGCUCAAGAACGCCAACCGCUAACCGUAUGUGCGCCAACUCGCAGACAAAUCUGAUAAUUGAAAGAGACUAUGGUUUAAGAUAUGUUAACUUUAUUUGCUAUUAAAUACAAUGUAUUAUGUGCGGAAUCAUAAAUGUAUUACUGACGCGUCAUCUGGUGACCGAAGGCGCGCCGCAUUCGUUCCGAACCAGAUGCAAUACGGCACGUUGUGUGCGCUGAAAUAUUGUUUCUCUAAAUAUUACAUAAACUAUGUUUAUUUAAACGCAAUAAAUGGAAUGCAAAUUAAUUCGGUGCAAUGCUUGUACUUAGUGGCGUUAGGGUCCAUGAUAUGAUCAUGCGGCGCGUGUUCGAUCCUCGAUGACGUUGAACAAAAUAUAGUGUGUAAAGUUGGGGAAUUACCUACAAUUUUGUUUUUUUUUUAAUUUUAUCACUUAAUGGCGGAAGGAAAAGGUGUAACAUCUCCCCUGUGUGAUCGCACAUUGUGAUGUGGAUAGGUAUGUAGCUGACGCGUGAUAAGUUAAUCACAUAACAUGUUUUAUAUGUAUACAAUAAUUAUUUGGAAUAAGUUGUCGUAAUAAAGAAUUUAAAGUUAAUUUAUGACUUUAAUUUAGAUUCUUGCAGUAGUAGUAUUUAAUUUUUGUAAUAUUGUUAGGCUGUUAGUACUGCAGGUCAGUGUCUCGGGUUUAUCUAUUGAUGUGAGUAGCGGGAGGCUUGGGGUGUGAGGGUCGUCUUCAUUACACAUGACAUUAAAAGGGCGCUGCAGCUGCAGCCUAUUCACAUUGCAUUGGCAUCAUCGUAUCUAAAAAAUUACUGCGGUUAUCAUAUUUACAUGUGCAUUUCUCUUUCAUCUUGAACGACUAUUGUAACGAUGAUAGUUUAUUUUUAUCGAAGUUAAUUAGGUAGUCUAAGCUGUUAUGUAUUCAACAUUCGGAAACGGUCCUGAUGGCGGUUCCCGUUUUAUGAAACGGCUCGUUGUGAUCGACCUGCAUUUACAGUCUAAUUUUCAUGGCGAACCGAGAUUAAGUUUUAAUUUAGGUGUAAAGUGUAUUAGAUAAAAACACACAAUGCCAUUUUGAGGAGUUGUUUCCUUUCGGCAAGGAAACAGUGCUCAGGAUUAUAAGCGGUAAUCUUCUCUUACACGAUUAAUUGUAACUUAGCAUUUUAUAAUAUUAAUUUAGAAGAAAUUGUUGAAACUCGAUUCAGAAUUACAAUAUAUAUAUUAUGGAGAGUGCGGCGAAUAGCGAUCUUUUUUUUAUUUGAUGAAAAAAUAAAGUGAAAAUGCGAAUGUGACAUUCCGGUUUGUCUUAUGCUGUAUUAUGGAAUAAAAUAUCCUCACCAAA